Messenger RNA from Staurois parvus, 1311 nucleotides. Lineage: Eukaryota; Metazoa; Chordata; Amphibia; Anura; Ranidae. The record is from the annotation of a GenBank genome assembly.
UUAAAUGUCCAUCAACCCUCCUAUUCCCCCCUCACAUCCACCACAUCCUAUUAUUGUGUGACCAAUACCAUCCAAAUCAUUCUUACUUUCAUUUCCCAAAGUUAUCCGUCUACAAGACCUGUAUAGAUCACAUGAUGGCACCAAUGAGGAUGGAGGAGGACCAUCACAUGACUGAGAAGAUACCAACCUCACCCUGUUAUCCGUCUACAAGGAGAGGAUUCUGGGAUAGAUCACAUGAUGGCACCAGAGGUGAGGAGGAUUCUGGGAGUCAGGUGAUCAUAUGACCAUCACAGUGCCUCCAUGUGACUCCCUAAACCCUGAGAGACACAACAUGCAGAAGAUUCUAGAAGUCACCAAGAAGAUGAUGGAGCUGCUGACAGGAGAGGUGAGCGGUGAGGGUGCCGGGAAUUCUGGGACAUUCUCCAGUAACAGACAAGGGAUGUGUCUGGAUGAAGGACACAAGGAUCUCUACAAGGACGUCAUGAUGGACAAUCAGCCGCCCCUCACAUCACCGGAUGGAUCCAGUCAUGGGAACCCACCAGAGAGAUGUCCCCGUCCUCUGUAUUCCCGGGAUUCCACACAGGAAGGUCACACCAUCCCUCACCAUCAUCAGAGUGGAAACCUGAGAGAUCCUAAAGUUGAGGUUAAAGAAGAGAUAAAAGAGGAGGAUGAUGAGGAUGGGGGAUGGAGGAGUCAGAGACUUUCUAAAGCAACACAAAGAUCUGUACCAGGACACCAUGGUGGAGUCAUCCAGCUACAGGAACCCACCAGAGAGAUGUCCCCGUCCUCUGUAUUCCCGGGAUUCCACACAGGAAGGUCACACCAUCCCUCACCAUCACAAGAGUGGAAUCCUCGGGGAUGAUAAUAUUGAUGUUAAAGAAGAGUAUAAAGAGGAGGAUGAGGAGUAUGGAGUGAUGGAGGAGUUUUCAGAAGGACACAAGGAUAUGAUGGAGCCACCUAAUACCAGGAACCCACCAGAGAGAUGUCCCCGUCCUCUGUAUUCCCGGGAUUCCACACAGGGUCACACCAUCCCAUCAUCAUUACAAGAGUGGAGAUCCAAUCGAUAUAGAAUUUGAGGUGAAAGCAGAAGAAGAAGAGGCGUAUGUGAGGGAUGAUCAGCAGUCUAUGGAGGAGGAUGGAAUAACGGGGACAUUUAUAGAGGAGGACACUCCUCAGAGAUCAGCACAGUCCAUGGCCGGGAGAUGAGGAAAACCUCCGAGGAUUGUCUCACUUUGUCUCCAGACUGGAAAGUAGAAGAUGAGGACAUCACACAGUAUAGUCCAGGAGAAAACCCGGCUCCCCAAUGUCCAU